Messenger RNA from Poecilia reticulata (guppy), 1192 nucleotides. RefSeq lists its product as uncharacterized. The record is from RefSeq and is a predicted model, not a curated record. NCBI's taxonomy places the organism in Eukaryota, Metazoa, Chordata, Actinopteri, Cyprinodontiformes, Poeciliidae.
CUGUAGUGGACACCAGGAGAGUGCUCACAACAGCAAAUUCCCAAUAUAAAAUGAAGAGAUUGCAGGAGGAACGACUGUCUGCUGCCAGGAGAGACAAUCGUCUUUUGGUUUCCAGGAUGAAAAACAAUCGUCUUCUGGCGUCCAGGAUGAAAGACAAUCGUCUUCUGGCUUCCAGGAUGGCCAACAUCAAAGGCACAGUGGACCACAGGAAUGAAUACCGACGUAAAAGUUUGAAUGCUGGCAAAAGGAAGCAGGAUCUUAUGGUUAUCAGUGAGGGAAAUCAGGCCAUGUGCCAACGACUCUUAUCCCGCAAGUCUGUAUACUCCCGGGAACAUUGGUUGGGUGACUGGRAGAAGACGGAGCAUUUACUCAAACACAUAUCCCGGUACCCCAAGGAACAAGCAGCUAAACAGAGACUGGAAAGGAAAAAGAAGAUGGUGACCUUUAACAAGCAAGACCAGUCUACAAGCAAGUCAACCACUGGCAGAAGCAAAGACAUUCCUGGAGACCAUUCGAAUGCUGGCAAAAGGAAGCAGGAUCUUAUGAUCAUCAGUGAGCAAAAUCGGGCCAUGUACAAACGACUUGCAUCCCGUAGGUCUGUAUACUCCCGGGAGAAUUGGUUGGGUCACUGGGAGAAGAUGGACCGCUUGCUACAACACAUGUCCCGGUACCCCAGGGAACAACCAGCUAAACAAAAACUGGAAAGGAAAGAGAAGAUGGUGACCUUGGACAAGCAAGACCAGUCUACAAGCAAGUCAACCACUGGCAGAAGCAAAGUCGUUCCUGGAGACCAUUCGAAUGCUGGCAAAAGGAAGCAAAAGGACAUCCCUGGGCAAAAUCAGGCCAUGUACCAGCGACUUGCAUUCCAUAAGUCUGUGUUCUCCCGGGAGCAUUGGUUGAGUGACUGGGAGAAGACGGAGCUUUUGCUACAACACAUGUCCCGGUACCCCAAGGUACAACCAACUAAACAGAAACUGGAAAGGAAAGAGAAGAUGGUGACCUUGGACAAGCAAGACCAGUCUACAAGCAAGUCAACCACUGGCAGAAGCAAAGUCGUUCCUGGAGACCAGUAAAGCUCACARCUUAURCAGAAAUGUUUUGCAAAUUCUGCUUUGACAAACAACAUGCUGCCACUAGGCUUAAGUGUCUAAAACCCUUAAGUGGCCGACAUCAUCUACAUCACAUCACAUGA